This is a messenger RNA of Fibroporia radiculosa, 1437 nucleotides long. RefSeq lists its product as uncharacterized. The coding region runs from base 1 to 1437 and encodes 478 amino acids. Gene Ontology annotation, molecular function: hydrolase activity, acting on carbon-nitrogen (but not peptide) bonds. NCBI's taxonomy places the organism in Eukaryota, Fungi, Basidiomycota, Agaricomycetes, Polyporales, Fibroporiaceae. The record is from RefSeq and is a predicted model, not a curated record. The transcript has 8 exons.
AUGUCCUAUCUACUCAAGGGAGGCUCCAUUGCGACUUUCGUCGACGGCUCCAGCCAGCCCAAGUGCUACACGGCCGACGUCCUCGUCGAGGACACAAAAAUCACUCAGAUUGCCCCAGACAUUGUGGCUGGGCCGAAUGUCGAGGUCAUCGACUGCCAGGGCAAAUGGAUAACCCCAGGCAUGGUCGACACACAUCGACAUCUUUUCAUGACCGUUCUGCGGGGGGAGCAGGGCGACUGGCUUCUGUCCGAGUAUAUCGUCAAAAUGACAUGGACCAUCCAACAUGCGCUGACCGUGGAUGAGGUCCGCAUCGGACAGCUCGCUGGUUGUCUAGAUGCCCUCCAGUGCGGAGUGACAACCGUCCUAGACCACUUUCAUUCAGCAACAACCGCCGAGCACGCAGAAGCUUCCCUGGCGGCUACAAUCCAGUCUGGUGCACGAGUCGUAUGGUGUCCAGCCCGCCAGAGUGGAGCCACACAAUUAUUCCCCACACUUGAGUACGGCGACGAGGAAGAGACAUUUAAAUGGCAGAUGGCCAAGCUGAAGGAAUGGGGGACCAAAGAUAACGGCAACCUUACACCAGAUGGCAGGGUCACUCUGGGUUUGUCGUACGAUCUCAUGGGAAUAGGGCCCAUGAGCGUGCAUCAAGAGGUCAUUAACUAUGCGCGCGAAGUCGGCUGCAAAAUAAUCACUGCGCAUGCCGUCAAACAGCCGAAAAUCAUACCGUUCCGAGACGGUGGUUUACUUGGCCCAGACGUCAUUUUCUCACAUUGUAACACUCUUUUCGACCACACCGACCCAGACGAUGAGCACUGGGCCGCACUCAAGGACAACGAUGUAGCAAUCGCUUCCACGCCCGUUGACGAACUCGGAAUGGCUCACGGGAACCCUAUCGCAUUUGAAGCUGUCCGAAGAGGCGUCAGAUGCGGCCUCGGCGCGGAUUGUACGUCAGUGAAUGGUGGCGAUAUAUUUACGCAAAUGAGAUGUGUCCUGCAAUUCGUGAGAGCCCGAAGGCAUGAACACGUCGAGCGUAACAAGCACACCCUCCCGCAAUACAACAAUGAGACAUGUGCGGAUGCCUUCAGGCUAGCGACGCUUGGUGGCGCAGAGGCAUUGAACAUGAGCAAUAUCAUCGGUUCCAUUGAGGUGGGCAAGAAAGCCGACAUUGUGAUCUUCGACACGGAUUCGCCCAAUCUCGCUGGUAUCGACGAUCCCAUCUUGGGGGUCACCUUCCACGCAACGAACGCGGACGUCGAGCUUGUGAUGGUCAACGGCGAGAUAGUGAAGCGCAAUGGCAGACUGACAAAAGUGCUAUGGGGGCCUGUCGCUCGUGAGCUAAAGCAACGAGCGAACGAGGUCCGCGAACGCUUCCCCCGCGACUUCCUGGAGGCUCGCUGGAACAAGUACUACCAGGCGAACGGGGCACCCAUGUUCUGA